AUGAUGGUCAAGAGCAAGCAGUGGGAAGACCGAGGAAACCCGUGGGACUCGAUUACCGCGUCCCAACCUGCCGCGCGUGGCGUCUUCCGGCUGUUCGCCGACAACGACGACCACAGGCGACUCAUGAUGCUCCGCGCUCUGCUCACUGCGGCGCUACUUAUUGCUGCUGCUUCUGCAUUCUCAGAUACGCAUCCCAUAGUUGCAUGGUCUUCGCACAAGACGAACGUACUGGACGGCGCACCCCGAACAGGCGAUAUUUUGGAUCAACUACUGGCGUCGGAUGAAAUAUGCUCCUUUGACGCCGUCGUACUUGCCGAGCAACCCGGAUUGCAUGCAUCAGAUCUUCGCAAACUCGCGCCAUCGUCUCAGUUCGCUACGUUUCUGAACCAGGCGCCGGCGUCAGUGCAAGUGCCUUUUGCCAGACGUUCGGUGCACGCCCUCGCGGACUCACUCGCAACCCGGUGCGGCGCACGCACGCUCGGCGUCGUGCUGGGCAUGAGCGACCCGGUCUUCGACCCGUCUAGCAAGCAUGCCGCCGUGGACGCGCAUUGCCAGACACUCUCCUCCGAACUUGCAACUGUAGCUGCGGCCGCGCCCCGCCAUCUAGUCAUCUACGGGGGCUCGCCCUCCUCUGAAUCCAUCAUCACUCGUCGCCAGCUCUCAGUGUCCUCAAUCGACGAGACGGUCAUCGAGUCCCCCACCAUCCCGGCUCCAGUCCUGCAGCAGGCGCCAGCAGCGGCUUUCGCUAGCCCCACUGGUGGCAUAUUCGCUCGCUAUCAGCUGCUCACGCCGGGGUUGAUCACCGCGCUCUUGAUUGCUUUCUUCGUCCUCCUACCAGCUUUAUUAUUCUCCAUCAGCGCGUUGAGCGCGAUCCAGAGUCCACUACGCGUUGAGGCGCCCAAGGGCUACAGCGCAGAGGGGAAGAAGAACCAAUGA
This is a messenger RNA of Peniophora sp. CBMAI 1063, 936 nucleotides long. The record is from the annotation of a GenBank genome assembly. Lineage: Eukaryota; Fungi; Basidiomycota; Agaricomycetes; Russulales; Peniophoraceae.